Tripterygium wilfordii is the source of this 1446-nucleotide messenger RNA. Its product is annotated as dof zinc finger protein DOF1.6-like. The transcript has a single exon. The coding region runs from base 209 to 1129 and encodes 306 amino acids. Gene Ontology annotation, biological process: regulation of DNA-templated transcription. Gene Ontology annotation, molecular function: DNA binding; DNA-binding transcription factor activity. Lineage: Eukaryota; Viridiplantae; Streptophyta; Magnoliopsida; Celastrales; Celastraceae. The record is from RefSeq and is a predicted model, not a curated record.
UGGUAUACAGUGUAGUGGUCGGUGCUAGGCCCAAUCAAAAUCAAGAGUUUGAACCAAUAUAUUUUGUUGGCUCCGUCACGGCGUCACAUUAACAAAACAUUUUUUCCAAUAAAUUACUAUUGUGGUUGUUCUCUACCCCCAUAGCAAUUUGUAAUUAAUAGCGGACAGAGAUUAGCCACGUCACCAGAGCAGCAAAACACAGCUGGGAAUGCGUCGCAGCAGAUCACUGAAGAAGCCACGCGUCGAUAAACCUCGAACGGCGAACCAAACCCCACCGCCUUACAGAGCUUUGGGUACAUAUAUAACAACCCCUCUCUGGCUCUCUCGAUCCUUCCAAGCCCGGAAAGUCUCUACCCUUUGUCUCUCUCUAGUCUCUACAGUUUCGGACCAAAAAAAAAUGCCGACAGAGCUCGGAGAGAAGAAUGAACCUACCAAAGCGAACAACUCUACCGUGGCGGAGUCGCUUCUGCAGCCACCGAAGAUGACGGAGCUCCUGCCGUGCCCACGGUGUGCGUCUACUAGUACCAAGUUCUGCUACUACAACAACUACAACCUCUCUCAGCCUCGCCACUUUUGCAAGUCCUGCCGUCGCUACUGGACUCAGGGUGGGACCCUCCGUAACGUGCCCGUCGGUGGCGGAACCCGGAAGAAUUCCAAGCGCAGUCGCUCCUCACCCAAGUCCGUCCCUUUCUCUACCUCUUCUUCUACAGUGAGUGUUGAGUCAGAUCAAGCAGAGUCUGUGUCCAUGUCGAUUCCUGCAUCCACGAAUGCUCUAUCGAUUGUGCCAGAAACUAACCCCGAGACGUUCUCUCACUACACGAAUCUGAAUCUGAAUGAAAAUGAGAACUUCACGUCGUUGCUUAACGCGCAGGGAGCCGAGCUUUUAGGCGGGUACGGGUCGGGUUAUGUGGCCGGGUUUGAGGAAAUGAGUUUUGGGCUGAACAGAGCUGGGGUUUGGCCAAUUCAAGGGAUGGGUUAUGUCGGCGGCAGCGGUGGUGGUCCGGCUGCAGGGCCUUCCGGGUGCAACACAUGGCAGCUGAGCGAUGUUGGGGGUGGAGGAUUGACUGACGGGGACUUCCUUGGUUGGCCGGGUCUUUCCAUUUCCAUGCCGGGUAAAGGUUCCAAGUGAAGUGAAUGGUUGUUAUGGGCUUAAUCUUGUGUCUGGUUUGUUAUUGGCUUUUGGGUGGGUUCUGUUUUGGGGUCGGUGUUCUUGGAAGGUAAUUGGAUAUAGAAUAUAGAGAGAUUUAGGUUCUAAUAUACAACAGAAGUGAGGCGAGUAGUUACUGUCUCUUGGGUUCUUGGAUGUUAAUGUCUGUGUAAAUGCUUUGAGACUCUGUAUUGACGAAAUCUCUUGCAAGAAAAUGGACUGUUACUGAAUAGUUUUGCCAUUGUGUUCUUCGUGCUGUGUGUAUUACAUGAUCGAUCAAAUAUGAAAAUUGAUAUCUA